AUGCCGAAUCACCUCACCAUUCCUUUUAAGAAGACAUAUUCAUGUCCUAUACCUGUUGCCACACGCGAUUACAUCCAAAAUCACACGGAAGAUCACCCAGAUGCUUAUAUUGGCGAUAUCAAUCAGUGGAAGGCAUUGCGGGAUAUCGGCACUGGGGGCGUAUUACAUGUUGACCGUAUCAACUUCGCGUUAAACUAUCAUGCUCAACUUGUAUUCAUUCUAGCCAAAUUACCGCCCGACAUCAAUUUGGAAUUCUCAUACGCACAUGCGUUUGCUAGCCCGUCCUCCUUCCCUGUGACCCUAAGGAGUAUUGCGUUUGAGCGGGCUUCAGUCUUGUUCAAUAUAGCCGCGCUAUAUUCCCAAUUAGCUGCUUCUGAGGACAGAUCCAGUCAAGAUGGCCUAAAACGUGCAAGUGCUUAUUACCAGGCAACAGGUGUUUUGGCCUUCCUGUCCGAGUCAGCGCUGCCGAAACUGGGUCCUUUUGUAGACUUAGAAAACACACCUUCCGAUCUGAUCGAAGAUUUUGUCAAAAGUCUGGAAUGGCUUAUGCUGGCCCAGGCCCAGGAAUGUGUCUGGCAGCAUGCCGUCGCCGAUCACUACAAGAAUAGUCUGAUUGCAAAAUUGGCAGCCAAAGUUUCAUCUCUUUAUAAUACAUCCUUACUAUCGAUCCGCCUGGCAGCUGCCGACGCCCGUAGUGCCUUACCGCCUAAUUGGGUCCCUCACCUGGAGACGAAGCAUUAUCAUUUCAAUGCAGCAUCGCAAUAUAGGAAAAGUGUCGACGAACUUGAAGCCUCUAGGUACGGUGACGAAAUUCGGCGUCUGAUGAUUGCGGAAGCAGAUGCUAAAAAAGCAUUUAACAUUGCGAAGCGUGCCGGGGUCGCUCAAGCAGUCAUAAGCGAUGUCAAGUCGCUGCUUGACGUUGUGCAGAAAGAUCUUUCCCGUGCUGAAAGAGACAAUGAUCUGAUAUACCAUCAGAAUGUUCCGGCACCUUGUGGUAUCCCUGCAAUUCAAGAAGUCUCUAUGGUACAGAGCAUCAUUCCGCCUGGGCUACGGGACCCCAGAAGCAUAAUCGGCGAUGACAGCAUAAUCUUUGGUGAAAUGCUUGGAUGGGGUGCUCGGGAAGCUAUCAAUAUCUACAAUGAUAACAAGAAAAAUUUGCUUCAAGAGAAAAUUGUCGAACCAGCCCAGAAUCUGAACGAUGAAGCCGAUAAAAUCCUUCAAUCUUUGAACUUGCCAUCAUCGUUGGAAGCCUUGGAGCGUCCUGUCGGGCUACCUCCAAGUCUCUUGAGGAAAGCUGAAGAAAUACGUCUAGAGCAGGGGCCUGCGAAGAUCGAUGUCUAUCUCGACGACGUUCAACGACUCUCUCGACAUGUACUCGGCAUUCUCGACGAGGCUAUGGAUAUCCUAGACAGCGAGGCAUCUGAGGACGAAGCUGCACGCAGAGAGACGCCAAUGAACCGUCCUCCAUCUCAUGAAGCAAACCAAGAACUUGUCAUAAAACAACAACGGUAUCGGACCAUUCUUAUUCAGGCAGCAGAAAGCGACGAACUCGUGCGCAGAAAAUGGGAGGAAUGGGAAGAUCAAAUUUCCGAGCUUACUCGCGACGAGGAUGAGCUCGAAGCCUUGGUGCCGUCAUCGACAGUCUCAAUGACAGGAAAGGCAGUGUCAACUAGUCAGACUCAAAUCCACGCUCGCACCCUGCGUGGCUUGCUAGAAUCUUUGGAUGAUGUUCGUCGUACUCGAGACGACCUUAUUGUCCGUGCUCAAAGACGAGCGGAAAGCGACGACAUACGGCCAAAGGUACUGGCGGCAGCGGCAAACUUGGAACAUAGGAUAGAAAUGAGCGCCGUCAUGUUUGAAGACGUUUCUGAUAAUGAACUUGCCAAGUACGACAAGUUCAUUCAAGGUCUGACAGAGGGGCGGAAAAAACAAGAGGAGAUUCUCUCGUCGAUCAAGUCCACGAAUGAUGCAUUCAUUCAGUCUAGGAAACAAGACCCUGCUAUCAAGGAUCGAGAGCAGGCCCUUCAAUUUCUUGAUCUCGCGUAUUCUCAUUAUAGAGAGAUUAUACGGAAUCUAGACGAAGGGCUGAAGUUUUACAACGAUAUGGCUGGUAUCUUGACUAACUUCAAGGAAGCAUGCAAGAUAUGGAGCGGUGCGCGAAGUCGAGAAGCCAGACUCCACCACAACAUGGCGUCUCUUUCAAUCCGUGACCGUGACAAUGCCUCCGAUGAAUCUCACGAAGCGCCAGUGUCCACGACGUCGCCGCUGAUGACAGGCACUCGAAAACAGACUACUGGUAUACCGACACUAUCCUCAGCUGAUUGGGAGGUUCAAGAACUGGCUCCCCCACCGAUAAAACGAGCAGAAAAGACCACAAAACAUCGAUGA
This is a messenger RNA of Suillus plorans, 2388 nucleotides long. Its product is annotated as BRO1-like domain-containing protein. The record is from RefSeq and is a predicted model, not a curated record. Bases 1 to 2388 code for a protein of 795 amino acids. NCBI's taxonomy places the organism in Eukaryota, Fungi, Basidiomycota, Agaricomycetes, Boletales, Suillaceae. Gene Ontology annotation, cellular component: endosome. The transcript has 15 exons. Gene Ontology annotation, molecular function: protein binding.